Messenger RNA from Branchiostoma floridae (Florida lancelet), 4824 nucleotides. RefSeq names its product N-acylglucosamine 2-epimerase-like. The coding region runs from base 393 to 1589 and encodes 398 amino acids. NCBI's taxonomy places the organism in Eukaryota, Metazoa, Chordata, Leptocardii, Amphioxiformes, Branchiostomatidae. Gene Ontology annotation, biological process: carbohydrate metabolic process; N-acetylmannosamine metabolic process; N-acetylglucosamine metabolic process. The record is from RefSeq and is a predicted model, not a curated record. The transcript is spliced from 10 exons. Gene Ontology annotation, molecular function: N-acylglucosamine 2-epimerase activity.
UUAACUCCAGCCAAUCAACGGUAUGCAAGCCUCGAUGACAAGGAAAGGGGGCGUGGCAUUCCUAACCCGGAAGUAAACACUAAACAGGCAUGCCUCGUGGGUAUCAGCUGAUUGAAAAGGUCGGUGUAUAUACUAGUAUUUGCGCAGCAGGGAUCAAUUGUGCCCCGUGGCAGAUUCUGUUUGCGUAACGUUUGGCAUACACACAUCCGGAGGUUUGUGUGUGUUCGCGAUUGUUUCUGCAUCUAUCUUCAUCAGAAUCAACCAACAUUUGCGACUCCCUUUGUGUAAGUUGAUGGAGUAGUACUUGGUUUUCAUUCCUUAUCGUAAAGUAAGCGUGCAAAGUCACUGAGCCGGUUUCCCCUGUGCCGCUAAAACCACCUUUCAGCAUUACGAUGAGUGUGAAGUCCAGACUUUCAGAGUUUCUGGAGAAAUGCGAGCGUGAGCGGGACAGGGCGGUGGACUUCUGGCUACAACACUCACAUGACACAGAGCACGGUGGUUUCUAUGUUUGCCUGGACAGAGAUGGGAAAAUUUAUGACGACACCAAAUACUGCUGGCUACAAGGCAGACAGGUGUGGAUGUACUGCAGGCUAUACAACGAGGUUGAGAAGUAUCACAGACAAGAUGUGUUACAAGCCGCUAUAGCAGGAGGGGAGUUCCUGAUGAAGCAUGUGAAGGACCCUGCCACCAUGAAGUGCAGUUUUGCAGUGACUCGUGACGGCAGGACUGUCAAGGUGCAGCGGCAGCCGUUCUCCGAGGUUUUCUACUUCUUGGGCUUGUCAGAACUCCACAGAGCAACAGGGGAAGCAAAAUACAGGGAAGAGGCCUUGAAGAUGAUGGACCAACUUGUACACUGGAUGACCGUUGAUGAUACGGGCCUGGGACGACCCAAGUGGCCUGGCGCCCCGGAUACCGACAACAUGGCGGUACCCAUGAUGCUCAUGUGCAUGAUGGACCAGCUGGAGUUGAUGGACCCUGCACUGUCGGACAAGUAUGCUGGGCUAGCGGAACGGUGUGUUCAACAACUGCUCCUGCACAUACAGAGGGAUGGUACUGUGAUCUUGGAGCAGGUGAGCCCUGAUGGACAGGAGCUCCCAGGGUGUCUGGGGCGACUGCAGAACCCAGGACAUGCCAUCGAGUGCAGCUGGUUCCUACUUCAGUACGCUGUUAAGCACAAUCGACCGGACCUGAAGAAAAUGGCAAUCCACAAUUUCCUCCUCCAACCCUUCGAGUCUGGCUGGGAUGAGAAACAUGGCGGCCUCUUCUACUUCCUGGAUGUGGACGGCUACUCUCCCACCCAGCUGGAGUGGAACAUGAAGCUGUGGUGGCCCCACAACGAGGCUCUUAUCGCUUUCCUGGUGGCGUACAAGGAGACCAAGGAUGAAACAAUGCUGGAGAAAUUUGCCCAAGUCUUCGACUACACAUUCUCACAUUUUGUUGACCCUGACCAUGGAGAGUGGUACGGGUACCUGAGUCAGCAAGGGGAGGUCACACAGAGGUUCAAAGGCGGGCCAUACAAAGGUUGCUUCCACGUGCCCAGGUGCUUGCACAUGUGCACCCAAAUACUCAGGGAACUGCUGACAACAUGAGGAACUUCAGGCAAACAUGGUCAUACAGUAUAACGGUACCUUUAUCCACAUGGUAACCUUUAUCCGUUGCUUUUAAAAACUAGAUACAUUGUAGUUAGGGAUAUCUAGUCGACGGAAGUAACGGUUUCAAAUUGCAAUUGCAAUGUUUUAAUAGCAUUCCAAUCUGAACAGCCGUCUGUCGAUUCGAUAUCCCUAAAUACUCCGAUUUUAUAUACAACGCAUAAAGGUUACGCCGCGGAUAAAGGUGAACUAGGGUUACAGCACAUACCCAUGUCUCAGUGGUGUUGUUUAUACAUCUAUUAGAUAUGUUAUCAAUCAAGUGUGGCCUUGAAGGUUAGAUAACUUCUCGUGCCUUGAUCAGGGUUAUAAGAUUUGCAAGGUACUUCUUUUGGUAACAAAAUCUGAGUUCAAACCUUUCAAGAUUUUGUCUACCACUUGUUUUAUGUUUAAAAAAAAGAAAAUAGAUGUUGGUUAUAACAGUAGACUGGAAAUCUAUCUCUUUUUCAGCCUACCACAGGAUAUGAAAGUUAUCAGCAUACAGUCUGUUCAUUUGUAAUAUGAAUUAUUUUACAAGGGACGGCAUGUGGUUUCACAUAGGGUACCAUAAUCUAGAGAGUAGCUUUAUGGUAAGUGUGAAAAGUGAUCUUCCAAGUCAAAUGUCAUGAUGAGUCAUUACCGGUAUUAUAGUGAUACAGGAUGCUGUAAAUGCUGUACAUGGGGAAUUUGAUCGACAAAACAAGUCAUCUCAUGCUGCUAUUAACAUGACUCAUCUGCACUAGGGACCCUUUCUUGCCAUUUAAAAUGAAGUCAUGCAGGAAGUAUCGCUGUAUGUAAUUCUAGUAGCAGCACCAUGACGAUUGAGAAGUGACAUACAUGUACUUAGCUAUAGUGCCAACUGUGUAAUAUAUGGUAAUGGUAAGGAAGUGGAUAACAUUGGCAAUACCCUCAUAGCAUAAGGCAAGGCACCUUGCUGCAAUAUACCAAAAUAGUAUCCUAACAAAAUUCUUUGUAUGCAACCAAAUCUAUGAUAUUACCUUUCUGAGAUUUUGGUGACUUGAAAUGCAAAGUGGAACCAGUCAUGAUCGGUAUUACCAUGAGGAAAGUUACUGGUGGUCAUCAUCAUCAGGAGAUUACAUACUAGCUGUGUACAAAGAACUUUGUUAAACAAACAAGAUUGAUCUGAUCACUGCUUUAUCUCAUAACCAACCUCAGUGCCACUUGACAAAAUGUCAGAUGUCUUGCCAGUUAUGCCCAUGACUGGAUCAUGGCUUGACAAUCACAAACCUUACUUGCUUUACUUCAUACUUAAAUCACAAACCGUACUUAAUGACUAAUAAGUUAAUAAAAAAUGAAUUCACCAUAUUUAAAGAGAAAGGGAAGAUAGCAGUACUACAGAUUACGUACAUGUAUAGUUGUCUUUUGAGAUAUGUUGUGAUUCAACUAUCCUGGUGUCCAACUUGUUGGCGGGAGCGGACCUUUCUGGGAGUGACUAAAGCACCACAAGGCUGGACUCCAGGCUAUGAUUCAACUGCCUGUAUUAUAGAACUGUAUCUUUUACUUAAGGCCCCAUUUUCAUUGGAUGGCAAUAUUUGGAUUGGUGUGAUCCAUGAUUUUAUAACACAUACAAUGUUUGAAUAUCAUUUAAAAAGACAACAAAACACACUAAAUGUGAAAUAUUUUGAGUGACAAGUGGAAUUUUGGGUUGUCCAGUGGUCACAGCCUGUGGUGGGAAGGUGUAAGGAAUGCGCACACUGUUAUCAUUACUGUUGAGUUGCGAAUAUUGGAGCUGUACAUUCUGUAGCCAACACUAACACAGAGAAGAAAGAUAUGCCAAAUCAGCACUUUGAUGUGGAAACAUUUAUUAUUGAUAUCUAAUGAACUUAUAACACGGUAUCACUUUCACUUUACAGUAUUCUAAACACAUUGUGUAAUGUUUACCAGCGACUGGACCUCAAACAUGAGGCUUUUUUGUUAGCUAGUAGUGUAAUGCAAUGUUCACUAGGAAUAUAUCAAUGGAAAAAAUGCAACAACUGGAUUUUUUUAUCACACAUUUUUCUUUCUAAAGUCAUUUGACCUUCUGCUAACUAAUCUUCUGCUAACUAAUGUUGGAAUACUUUGAUUUUACUGUUGUACCAGCAUUGACUUAAGUUGAUCCAUUCAAUGUUUUAAGGUAUUUUCCCAUUCUAAAAUAUUACCUACAGUUGAAGUGGUCAUUUAAGACAUACAUUGUCUACGAUGAACAUACAAGUUGAAAUGCAGAUUAUCACAAACUUUUUACAAAACCCUUGAUGUAUGGAAACAUACAUGUCAUGUAUACCCAAUGUUUCUGACAAAGGACAUUGGAAAAUCUUUAGAAAACAUUCCAUCAAAGAGAGAGGUAGAUAGAUUACAUAAUAUAUCAUUGCUAUGUCAUAGAGUAUCAGUUCACAGGAAUGAAAGAUGUAACGAUAGUUCACCUUUAUCCGGAGGGUAACCUAUAUAUAUAUAUAUAUUCGUUGCUUUCAAAAAACGGGUAUUUAGGGAUAAUAAAUCGAUGGACGAUAGUUUCAAACUACACUAGUUUGAACAUAUUACAUCUUGAAACCACCGUUGGCCAACUUGAUAUCCCUUAAUACCGUGUGGAUAAACACAACGAAAAUAGAUUACCCUGCGGAUAAAGAUGAACUAGCGUUAUAUGGUAUCAUCAUUUGUGGCAGAAUACUUCUCAUAACCUUUUCCCUGCUAAAGUUGCCUUUUGGCAGCUAGUUGUACUGGCCUGGGGCUAGGCAGCAGGGAGAAGAAUUUAAUUAUUAUUCUAGAAUUCUUAAUGCAGGGUUGGACAAGUCCACUAGCCCGAUUGUCUCGGGCAAGUGAAAGUGCCCAUCGGGCAAGCAAGAUUUUUCCAUGUGUGAGAUUUUGCUAUACUUGCAACUUUUCAGUUAUGGCGUCAAACAUUGGUCGACCCAGAAAAAUAGACGCAAUGUUAAAAGUAAUCCAUUGCUGGAUGUGAAAAUGGAUAGAAAAGAGUCAUUUAAAUUUCAGGGAAGUGAAAAGUUGGUUCAGGCAAGUAGAUUUUUUUUUUGUAUUUGCCCGAUAGGACAAGUGAUUUUUAGAAAACUUGUCCAACCCUGUUAAUGUCACAGUUUGGUGGGGUAAAACCUUGAAAAUGAAGCCUUCUUUUCUCAUGUAGCCCAUCGUUAUUGUUAUUGUCAUCAGCAGAGAACUGAAUACAGCACCUCACACUAAACAAGUGUGA